This is a messenger RNA of Rhodotorula graminis WP1, 996 nucleotides long. RefSeq lists its product as uncharacterized. The annotation marks the transcript as partial. NCBI's taxonomy places the organism in Eukaryota, Fungi, Basidiomycota, Microbotryomycetes, Sporidiobolales, Sporidiobolaceae. The record is from RefSeq and is a predicted model, not a curated record. Gene Ontology annotation, cellular component: cytoplasm. The transcript has 5 exons. Gene Ontology annotation, molecular function: 2-oxoglutarate-dependent dioxygenase activity.
AAGGUCCAGCCUCUCGAGCCCACCGGCGCCCUCGACCAGUUUGAGCGCGAGGAGCUCGCCACCGCGCUGGGCGACCGGUUCGCGCCCAACGUCCGCCUCAAGGAGAUCCUCGCCCUGCCCAAGGACGAGGGUGACGCCAUCCUCCGCGACCUCACGAUCCUCAUCUCUCUGCGCGGCGUCGUCUUCUUCCAGGACCAGCACGAAAUCGUCCCCGAGGACAUUGGCCGCCUCGCGCUCCGACUCGGCGAGCUCGCCGGCAAGCCCGAAGACUCGACCCUGCACAUCCACCCGACGCAAGAGCUGUCGGAGAGCGGGCUGCCUCUCGGCAAGAUCUCGUCGACGCCGGACAAGGAGGGCCGCCAGAUCUCGUUCGCCGAGAAGGGCCUCACCUCCUCUGGGUGGCACACCGACGUCGCUUUCGAGCCCCGCCCGUCCCUGUACACGAUCCUCCAGAUGCACACGCUCCCUCGCGUCGGCGGCGACACCCUGUGGUCGAGCAACUACGCGGCGUACGACCGCCUCACGCCCCCGUACCAGCGGUUUCUCGAGGACUUGACGGCGCUGCACGACGCCGAGCGCUUCAGGGUCCAGGCGCGCCAGAACGGGUUCAAGCUGCGCACCGAGCCGCGAGGGAGCCCGCUCAACCAGGGUGACGCCUUCCAGGCGAGCCACCCCGUCAUUCGCACCAACCCCGUCACAGGCCUGCGCGCGCUCUACGUCAACCCGACCUUUACGACCCGGAUCAACGAGCUCGGCGUCGACGAGAGCCGCAGCGUCCUCGACUUCUUGUUCCGCGUCCAAGUCGAGUCGCACGAGGCGCACGUCAAGUACAAGUGGAAGAAGAACGACCUCGCGAUCUGGGACAACCAGGUUGUCAACCACCUCGCGACGUUCGACUUCAACGAGCCCCGCGCCGGCGACCGCGCCGUCGUCGUCGGCGGCACGCCUUACUUCGACCCGGCGAGCAUCGGCCGCGACGAGUGGCUCGCGCGCAAG